AUGUAUGCUAAGGUUCUUCUAGUCGCUGCUAUCUUUGGCUAUGCCGCAGCAAGACCACAAGACGGCUACGGUCACGGUCACGCUUACUCGUCACAGAGUAUCGUACUGCACCAGCCUCAAAGUCAUGACUCACACCACAGUGUACCUGUACAUCAUGUAGUGAAGCCGGUUGUACACGUUCAACAACCCAUCCACCACCAAGAAUCUCCUAAACAUGACGAUCAUGAGGAACACCACGUUGAUUACUAUGCUAUCCCCAAAUACACAUAUGAAUACAAGAUCGAGGACCCCCACACCGGCGACAACAAGUACCAGCACGAGACCCGUGACGGUGACGUCGUCAAGGGUGUGUACAGUCUGCACGAAGCCGACGGCACCAUCAGGAUCGUCGAGUACACAGCUGACAAACACAAUGGAUUCAACGCCGUUGUAAAGCGAGAGGGUCAUGCCAAACACAUCGUACCAGAACAUCAUUAA
Messenger RNA from Achroia grisella, 477 nucleotides. Its product is annotated as larval cuticle protein A3A-like. NCBI's taxonomy places the organism in Eukaryota, Metazoa, Arthropoda, Insecta, Lepidoptera, Pyralidae. The transcript is spliced from 4 exons. Gene Ontology annotation, cellular component: extracellular matrix. The record is from RefSeq and is a predicted model, not a curated record. Bases 1 to 477 code for a protein of 158 amino acids.